ACACCCGGCAAACACCUUCUCUUUCACACACAUGCUGGGGAAAGAACAGUCUCAAACCAAAAGGCAAAUCUUAGUCUUUCUGCAGCCUACAAUGACAACAAGUCUUUCAGACAGGUUUUAAUGCUUUGAUCUUUCACUAAAUCCAGGGGGAAUGCCUAAGGAGGUCAACUACAGAAUUUUUAUUUUGGGCUCUGGGUGUUCUGAUGUUCCUCAGCAACUGUUGUGAAUCUGUGUGAGCGCAUGUGGAACAACUGUCUACGUGUGGGGACUCUCCAGUACUUUCCAUCUUAAACUCUUGCCUGGUGAGUUAACAGCUGUGUUUACUCCCAUUUUUCAGCAAACUUCAAAACCAGAGAUUUACUGUUACAGGACAAAGUGACAGAAAAGUGGUGAUGACUCUCCAGUGGACAGCUGUGGCUUUCUUUUUGUAUGCAGAGAUGGUGGUCAACCUCAUCCUUUGCAUACCUUUUAUAUCUGCAAAGAGAUGGCAUUUAGUUUUCAACUGGAGAAUAUGGAGCUGGUUAUCUCCAUACUGGAACAAGUUUUUCUUUGCAAUGAUCAUGGCCCUUGUUGUUCUUUUUUUUGAUGCCAUCCGAGAAGUGCAGAAGUACUCAGGUCCUGAACCCAUGCAAGAUGCUCAGACCAACCCAAACCUGUAUGACCACGUCCACAUGAAGCUUUUCAGGGCCCAGAGAAACCUUUACAUAUGUGGUUUCUCUUUGUUUCUCUGGCUUGUCAUGCGCCGGGUUGUCACUCUGCUAAACGAGAUUGCAGUGGCUUCAGAAAACAAUGCAGGUCUUCAGGCGCAGAUGGAUAAUGCAUUUAAAGCAGCUGAGAAGCACCAGGAGAACAGUCAGAGCCUACAAAAAGCUCUCCUGGAAAGAGAACAAUCUAUGUCGAUAACAGAAAAUCAACUAAAGAUGGUGAUCGAAAAGCUUCAAAGUCAACUAAAUAUUACAAAGGAAGCUGUGCGAAGGUCUAAUGCUGAAGUUGAAGCGAUAAGAAGGCAGGCCAAAGGUCUGGCACAGGAGUAUGACAGACUAUUAAGGGAGCACAGUCUGAUCCAGAAUCUCCAGAGUGCUGAAGACAAAAAAGAUAAGUAAUCACUUGGUUGUGGUGACACCUGUGUUUACUUCCACCUCUCUAGAAGAAACAUGGAGAUAAUGCAGCAACAUCAGAUGACAUAUACGUUCACCAGCCAUCUCUUCAAGUUUAAUUUCUUCUGUUGUUUUAUCUGGCCCUUUUUUAUAAAAAAAAAAAAAUAUAUAUAUAUACCAAUUUGCAUACAAUUUCUUAAAAAAAACUUUUGUGUUUUGUUGUUAUUUCAUGAUAACCAUUGUAAGUAAUAACAAUUCAAUAAAUGCACAAGAACAAGAAUUUUAGAACCUAGAAA
Messenger RNA from Girardinichthys multiradiatus, 1393 nucleotides. RefSeq names its product B cell receptor associated protein 29 (gene bcap29). The record is from RefSeq and is a predicted model, not a curated record. Gene Ontology annotation, cellular component: endoplasmic reticulum; endoplasmic reticulum membrane. Gene Ontology annotation, biological process: endoplasmic reticulum to Golgi vesicle-mediated transport; intracellular protein transport. NCBI's taxonomy places the organism in Eukaryota, Metazoa, Chordata, Actinopteri, Cyprinodontiformes, Goodeidae. The coding region runs from base 393 to 1103 and encodes 236 amino acids. The transcript has 8 exons.